Molecule: messenger RNA, 917 nt
Organism: Caenorhabditis sp. 36 PRJEB53466
Lineage: Eukaryota; Metazoa; Nematoda; Chromadorea; Rhabditida; Rhabditidae
Source: the annotation of a GenBank genome assembly
AUGCGCAUUCUGUCGGCAUUCUUCGCAGUGCUCUUCACCUUCAUCAAUCCGACGAUGAUCGUGAACGUCAUCUCGCAAAUCGAGGCGUUCUUCAACACCAAACUGCCCGAACAUUUGCGAUUCGCCGCCAUGGACGCCAUCGUGCAUCAUCUGAAGGGCAGCGAUCAUCGCAUCAAGGCCUACGUUUAUGGAUGUGGUACGUUGAGGUUUUCGUCGUUUUCUUUCUCACGCCCCCUAAGCUUCGUGGAGCUGAACCUAGUGAACAAAAAAGUUUCAGUGAUUCUGGUAACCCUGCUACACGUGCUGUUCACCUGUCUCUCGUUGUACGGAAUCUACUCGUGUCGGGCAAAGUUUAUGAAGCCGCUGAUUGUAGACAUCAUUACGAGUUCGGUGAGUUCCUAGACCUCAGCAAACCGUCAAUUUUCCUUUUUCAGAUCUUCCUCCUCUUUUUCGUCUUCUUCUCGCUCUUCAUGUACUGGCGCCUGAACACGCUCGGCUCGAUCACCGAAAAGGAGACGACGAAACUGCAACUGCGGAACAUGUACGUCGGCGUCGGCUUUCUCAUCGCCUACGCCAUCUGGGCGAUCGUCACCUGCCUCGCGCAUUCGGACACGAAAAAGUUGCGCGCCGACUUUAUGUACUGGAUCGAGGAGGAGCGAAUGUCGAUGCGAAGUCGGCACAACGUUUCGGUCGACAACCGCUCGGACCGCUCGUCGAAGGGCUCGAAGGCGUCGAGGGCGUCGAAGAGCUCGGCACGAAGUGCAAAGUCCGAAAUGGGCACGAGCACGGAACGGAAGACGCCGCGAGAAGGAGCAUCUUCGAAGGGCGACUACCAGAAAGUGGCGACUAAUUCGUGUAACGCGUCGAUUUGUAAAAAGGUCUCGGUGACGAAUGCCCGGCUGUCGGUGCCUUUGUAG